AUGGCCGAGGAAGUCAAGUCUAUCUCGCCCUAUGGCAUUGCCCGCUCUACUGUCAAGGGCGAGCCUCUCUCCCCGGAGGAGAUUCAGCUAUACAAUGACUUCUUCAAGGCUAGCUGCUACCUCUCCUUGGGUAUGAUUUAUCUCAAGGAGAACCCUCUUCUUCGAGAACCUCUCAAGCCUGAGCAUCUCAAGCUUCGAUUGCUUGGUCACUUUGGCUCUGCCCCCGGCCAAAUCUUCACAUAUAUGCACUUCAACCGUCUGAUCAAGAAGCACGACCUUGACGCUCUGUUUAUCUCUGGGCCUGGACAUGGUGCCCCCGCUGUUCUCUCCCAAUCCUAUCUUGAGGGUGUUUAUACCGAGGUGUAUCCAGACAAGACACUAGAUCUGGAGGGUAUGCAAAAGUUCUUCAAGCACUUUUCAUUCCCUGGCGGAAUUGGCUCUCAUGCUACUCCCGAAACUCCUGGAUCUCUCCACGAAGGUGGUGAGUUGGGUUACUCCAUCUCACACGCUUUUGGUGUUGUCUUUGAUAACCCCGAUCUGAUUGCCCUUACCAUGGUCGGUGACGGCGAGGCUGAGACUGGCCCCCUUGCUACCGCCUGGCACAGCAACAAGUUCCUCAACCCUAUCGUUGAUGGAGCUGUCCUGCCUGUUCUUCACCUCAACGGCUACAAGAUCAACAACCCAACUGUUCUUGCUCGAAUCUCUCACCGAGAACUCGAGUGCCUCUUUAUCGGUUAUGGCUGGCAGCCAUACUUCGUCGAGGGUGACGAUAUUGAGUCUAUGCAUCAGGCCAUGGCCUCUACACUCGAACACUGUGUGGAUGAGAUCCGAAAGAUCCAGAAGGAGUGCCGCGAGUCUGGCGAGGCCAAGCGACCUCUGUGGCCCAUGAUCGUUCUCCGAAGUCCCAAGGGCUGGACCGCCCCUCGCAAGCUUGACGACAACUAUCUGGAGGGUUACUGGCGUGCUCACCAGGUCCCUAUCACUGACCCCGCUACCAACCCUGCACAUCUCAAGGUCCUCGAGGACUGGAUGCGAAGCUACGAGCCUGAGCGUCUUUUCGAGGAGUCCGGCGCACCCAUUGAGUCUAUCCGCUCUAUCGUUCCCGAGGGCACCCGACGAAUGAGCGCCAACCCUGUUGCCAACGGUGGUCAGCUCAGGAAGCCUCUGAGAAUGCCCAACUUCAGAGACUAUUCUAUCAAGGUUGACAGCCCCGGAAACGUCAUGAGCGCUAGCAUGACCAACAUGGCCGUCUUCCUCAAGGAUAUCAUAGCUGAGAACCAGACCAACUUCCGUCUCUUCGGUCCUGAUGAGACAGAGUCCAACAAGCUCGGUGGUGUUUACGCUGCUGGCAAGAAGGUCUGGAUGGGCGAGUACUUCGAGGAGGAUGCCAACGGCGGAAACCUUGCCAAGGCUGGCCGCGUUGUCGAGAUGCUUUCUGAGCACAACUGCGAGGGUUGGCUUGAGGGUUACCUCCUGAGUGGCCGACACGGUCUGCUCAACAGCUACGAGCCUUUCAUCCACGUAAUUGACUCCAUGGUCAACCAGCACUGCAAGUGGAUUGAGAAGUGUCUCGAGGUUGAGUGGCGUGCUAAGGUUGCUUCUCUCAACAUUCUCUUAACUGCCGUUGUCUGGCGUCAGGACCACAAUGGUUUCACUCACCAAGAUCCCGGUUUCCUUGAUGUCGUCGCGAACAAGAGCCCCGAAGUUGUCCGUAUCUACCUUCCUCCUGAUGGCAACUGUUUGCUCUCUGUCAUGGAUCACUGUCUUCGCUCAGUCAAUUACGUCAACGUUGUUGUUGCUGACAAGCAGGAGCAUCUGCAGUACCUCUCUAUGGAUGCUGCUAUCGAGCACUGCACCAAGGGUAUUGGUAUUUGGCCUCAGUUCUCUACCGACGCUGGUGAGAAUCCCGACUUGGUCAUGGCCUCUUGUGGAGAUGUCAGUACCCACGAGUCCUUGGCUGCCAUCGAUCUCCUGCUCGAGCACUUCCCCGAGCUCAAAAUCCGCUGCGUCAACGUUGUUGAUCUGUUCAAACUGAUCCACCCCAGUGACCACCCCCAUGGUCUCGACGACUCUGAGUGGUCCAGCCUCUUCACCGAAGACACUCCUGUCAUCUUCAACUUCCACAGCUACCCAUGGAUGGUGCACCGCUUGACAUACAAGCGCCCUGGCAGCCGCAACUUGCAUGUUCGCGGGUAUAAGGAGAAGGGAAACAUCGACACCCCUCUCGAGCUUGCCAUCCGCAACCAGACCGAUCGCUUCAGUCUAGCUAUCGAUGCCAUCGACCGCAUGCCUCAUCUCCACAACCGAGGCUCCUCAGCCCGCCAGGCUCUCCUAAAUGCCCAGAUCCAGGCCCGCAAUGAGGCCUUUGAGACAGGCAUGGACCCUCCCUUCCUGAAGAACUGGACCUGGAAGCGCAACGGCCUGUGGAAGAAGGUCAGCGAGGGUCUUGUCUCUCGAUAG
Messenger RNA from Fusarium sp. VM40, 2460 nucleotides. The record is from the annotation of a GenBank genome assembly. NCBI's taxonomy places the organism in Eukaryota, Fungi, Ascomycota, Sordariomycetes, Hypocreales, Nectriaceae.